Molecule: messenger RNA, 3954 nt
Organism: Triticum aestivum (bread wheat)
Lineage: Eukaryota; Viridiplantae; Streptophyta; Magnoliopsida; Poales; Poaceae
Exons: 13
Coding region: 2317-3429 (370 amino acids)
Source: RefSeq, a predicted model, not a curated record
CUUCUCCAUUAUCAUUUGGGCAGAACUUUUUCGAAAGGGCAGAGAGGCAGCGACAGGUGGCGCUCGAGCGGCGGAGGCGGCGAGGCGAUUUGUGUUCUCUUCGAUUAGUGCUUCCCUGGUUUGCUUCAAUGGGGCGGCUGCGGAAAGUUUCUCACAAGGGUGUACCACUAGUCUCUCUCUUGAGAGUGCAGAUUCUCUGAAUGAUCCGUUUGUGCCUAACGAUUUUGCGAUGAUGGUUCUAAUCCUAUGUCUUUGGAAGUCUCUAGGAGGGCUUGACAAAUCUCUAUUUGACUUCUAUAUGGAUCAUAAAGUGAAAUGUUUGAAGAGGAAGUUAUCAUGUGCUGGAAGAAGAAACAUGAAACUGAAGCUGUGUACUGAUUUCCCGUUUAUUCUAUUUCCCUGCUUCAAUGGCCACUUAAUUUUGGUCUGCACUCAAUUUUCUGAUGUGAAACCUCGGAUUCUUGCGUGGAGAGGGUUCUGUUCAAAAAUCUUCAGCGAGUAAGAGUAUGGAUUUUGAUGCAUCUGAUGUUCCAUUUGCUACAAGAGUUGAGUCAAAUUUUGGUGAUCAUUUUGGCUCUGAGUUUGCUCAUGAACUUGUGGAUCUUGUUCAGGCCAGACAUCAAGAGAAGCCUAAGAUUUUUGUUGAAUGUUCAGAGUCUCUCAUUGUUGAUGUAUUGAAUUGUGUGUUGCAAUCUUCUUUUCUUGCAAACAUUCAUGCUUCCGUGGAAGUUUUUGGCAGUGAGAAUCAUUCACUGAGCAAGUUCUCAUUUGGUUAGUUUCAUCUUUUUUACUUUAGCUUUCAUUUUAUUUCCCUGUUUAUUUUUUUCUUUUGGUUUGUUCAUAAUUCAAUUGACUGCUGGUUUUUUCUGUGAUUUUGCAUGCAAUAAGAGUGUUUCUAUUCAAUCUGCUAUCCCCAAUACAAAGUCUGUGAGAUUUGAUGAUAUUCCAGGGAAGUGAUAUCCGUUUUGUUUAUUGGGAGGCAAUUUCAAGCAGAGAUGUUUAACGGCUCUUUUGCUUCUACCUUUUGUUGUCAGGUGUGGUACAGGGAAGCUGCUGGGAGGGAUCACGUGGGGUUUUAUUGUUCUUUUGGUUUAGUUGACAACUGGGUCUUUUUUUUUAGCCUGACCCGUUUAGUGGGAAUGAGAAGUAUCAGUGGUUUUGGGCAAAUACAGAUGUCAACAGAACAUUGCUCAGAAAAUUUGAAUGAUAUCCAAUUGAAAAACAGUCAAAUGUUAAAUAGAUAGUCCCAAGAAAAAAGGCUUAGUCAACGGCAAUUUUAAGGAGCGAACAUUCUCCCUACAAUCAUCCAGCGCGAUGGAGUAAUAGCCGUUGGAUUUGUGUGCGCGGCCGUGCGCUCGCUUGACACGAGGUGCCGCGCCGUAGUGGAUAAGUGGAGUCCGUUUUGGUUUUGGACUAAACUGGAAUUUUAACAAGUUUUGACGGGUCUUAAGGGUUCCCCGUCCUCGACGGCUCGACCGGCGAUUCCCGCCGACGCCUGCACCUCCCGCCGAGUCGCCUCUGUACCUGAAGUAACACCGCCACCAUCACCAACCUUUCCCCGGAUUCCACCAAUCCCGUGUUCGGCGGGCAACCUGAUUCCCCGCCAAAUUUGUUGCCCUAGAGCCUGUUGCGUCCGACCUCGGUAUCAAGAUCCAUGGCGCUCCCCGCUCUUUCCUUCCAGCCCUCCACCCUGAUGGGCUCAAAAGCCGCCGACUCCGCCUCCGGAUUUCCCGACUGGGUCUUCCUCUGCGAGGAGCCGCGUUUCUCGGAACGCCGGAACGAGACCACCGCCAAGUGCCGGACCAGCGAGGGCCAAGCCGUGGAGGUGUCCUUCUGGCUCGUCGACCCGCCGGGCGUCUCCUACUUCACCUUCAACUGCCCCGGCCUCGACCCCUCCGCCUUCCACGAGAAGGAGCCGCCCUCCCUCGUCUGCGCCGCGGCCGCCUUCGUCGUCUUCUGCCUCUCAUUCAGGGGCUCCAUCCACCACUUCGUCUACAGAGCCGCCCCCGCAGGGAAGCAGUCGCUGCAGCUGCUCCCGGACCGGGACCCCAGCUCCACGGUCUUCAGGAGAACGGGGUUCGGCCUCUUGCCCUGCGCCGACGGCCAGCACUACGCCGUCGCCUACAUCGACCGCCAGUGUCUUGGCAAAGAUUCUGAUUGGUGGUUUCAUGCGCACGUCUUCUCGUCUGAAACUCGGGCGUGGAGCAGCCACAGGGUGUCGUUGCGGCACUUAACCAAGUCUGAUAGGCUCAUGUGUUGUCGACAUGGCAUGUCACAGCAGAUUCUGUUGCAGGCUCACUGGGCUGGGUUGAGCUCAUGCGUGGCAUUGUCCUUCUUUGCAACCUGUUGGACGGGAAUCCUGUCAUCAAAUUUAUCCCGUUCCCCGAAUCAAGGGUUAGCUUUCUCGACGAGGAUGGCCACCCUGAGCUCGCCCCUCAGUAUUAUUGCAAUGUUGCCUGCUCCGGCGAUCUCAUCAAAUUCAUCGAGGUAGAAUUUGAUGACCCUGUUGUCAGGACCAGCGGUAUAGGUUGGAGAGCCACUGUGUGGGAGAGGAAGUUCUCCUGGGACAAGUGGGAGAUCCGCUCCACGGUCGAUGUUGCUAACAUCUCAGUUGACCAAAGUUUUUCUGCUGUAUUGCCUGGGCUGUGGUGUGAUGAGACCCAAAAACUGGACUUGAAGAAACUUAUUUUCUAUACCCCGCUGCCGAGCAGGCGUGAUGACGAUCUUUUUUACAUGGUGGCUAAGGUGAAUGCUGACGACGAGACUGCCUGGGCCAUCGCAGUUGACAUGGAAAGGGCAGGUGUGGAAGCAAUGGUCCAGUUCUCUCUUGGACGGUACACGUACCACAUUGCAAUGUACUCUUCAUGCGACUUCCCCAAGUACCUCAACAUGACCCCAGGGGCAGGCAUGGAUAAUCCAGCGGACAAGUGCUCUAAGCGGAUGUCUGUUGCCAGGUUGAGUGCAAAGCAGUGUGUGGUGCAAGUUCUGCGGACUCUAGACUGGCUUCAAGAACUUGAUCAAUGCUUGGAAAUUGAGAGGUCAACUGACAACACAUACAGAUUAUUACUUCAGUUUUCUCCAGUAUCAUCUCUGCGUUCCAGUAUCAGACCAAUGGUAAAAUAUGCUAAUGAUCAAGGUGAAGCUGCAUCGAAGGCUGUGGAUUUUUGCCGAAGAGCUUUGGAAGAUUUCGACUUGGCUCUACACGGAUCACCGAGUGAUCCUUCAGCAUCCGUUGAAGCCAUGCGUAGCAAAAUCAGUGAUGUCAUUCAAGCUUUGGACAACAUCAUGCAAAUUGUGCCAUCAACACUGAUACCGAAAGAAAAGAUGCUUGGAGAUGCCAGCGACCAAAAAAGAUCAAAGGCAACAUCUGAAACUCGUGAGAAGCCAUUCGAGGCAAAGAAUACAGUUUAUGGGUGUGGCUGCUACUGAGAUUGAUGUCCUUUCAUUGGGACUGGUAUCAAGUUCACAGGAGAUGGAUGAGAGCUACCCGUGAACAACGACGGGCCGUGGUCGAUACAAAGGAUAAACGUGGCAAGUGGCAGCAACGGAAAUUCAAGCCCAGUAAUUCUGGCAGCAACGGACCUGAUAUCGAUGCCUGUGGUUGUGUCAUCUUCCCACCGUGAUGUAAAGGAGUCGGUAUCUUACUGAUAUGGAAUGUCUGUAGAAACAUAUAAGCUUAUGGUAGAUUGAGUGUUGAGUUAUGGUUUCGGCCGUGGUUAUGGGCAUGAUGCUAGCUUAUGUGAAGGUGCUGGUUGCUGCUACCUAGUAGACACCUAACUGUAGUAGUACUACAUAUGUUGUUGCUACUACUUGCUAGUACCUUCUUCCUGCUUGCGUGCAUGAAGAAACUGGUGGCGGGUUGUGCUCUUCUAAGUAAACUCCAAUUAGAACCCCAGAUCUCAAUCCUGGUUGUACCUAGUAGUAGGUAAAUGAAGUAUCGGUUGUUUUACUCAA